AUGGCGGUAAAAUCCAAAGAUGGCAUCACACGUGACAUCAUAGACAUGGCGAUGGGCGGCACUUCCGCCAUGUUUGCCACGAUAUUUACAAAUCCAAUAGAAGUCGUCAAAACUCGUCUUCAAUUGCAAGGGGAAUUAGCAGCUAAAGGAAAACACGCGGUGUAUUAUAAAAAUGUUCCCCACGCUCUGUAUGUGGUGGCUAGAACGGAAGGACUCAUUGCCUUGCAAAAUGGCCUUCCUGCUAUGCUAGGGUUUCAAUUCUUUUUGAACACGUUUAGAUUAGGAGUUUACCGUAUAUCGGAACGUCGUGGUUUGACUAUAGUCGACGGCCGUACAUCUUUCGUACGUGGCGCUAUCGCAGCAGGUGUGGGGGGAGCAUUAGGUUCUAUCGCUGGAACACCGUUCUUUCUCGUAAAGACUAGAUUACAGGCUCAAGCCACUAAAACAAUAGCUGUAGGACAUCAACAUAAACACAGCGGGACAUUUAAUGCGUUGCGUGAUAUUUAUAAAAUGGAAGGGGUUAAAGGUCUUUUUCGAGGAGUGGGUCCUCAAAUCCCACGAGGGGCGGUGGGUAGUGGCUCUCAAAUGGUCAGUUUUACAUACGCCAAAGAAUGGCUCCAAAAUAAAGGAUAUAUACAAUCGCCAUUACUUUUGUCCUUUAUGGGCGCCAAUUUAGGUGGCAUUGUUAUGACGUUUUGUCUCAACCCAUUCGAUGUUAUUGCUACAAGACUGUCUAACCAACCUGUGGACGCCAAUAACCGAGGCAAGCUGUAUCGUGGCAUGACAGAUUGCUUUUUCAAAAUGUUAAAGGCUGAAGGAGCAUCUGCCUUCUACAAGGGUGUAGGAGCUAAUUAUUUAAGACUCGGUCCACAUACUGUGCUUUUGCUCGUUUGUUGGGACCAGUUGAAGAUAUUAGAAGGGUACUUUAGAAGA
Molecule: messenger RNA, 933 nt
Organism: Brenthis ino (lesser marbled fritillary)
Lineage: Eukaryota; Metazoa; Arthropoda; Insecta; Lepidoptera; Nymphalidae
Source: the annotation of a GenBank genome assembly